Messenger RNA from Trichechus manatus latirostris (Florida manatee), 948 nucleotides. It is a transcript of the gene DDC, whose product is annotated as dopa decarboxylase. Gene Ontology annotation, cellular component: cytoplasm. The record is from RefSeq and is a predicted model, not a curated record. The coding region runs from base 1 to 948 and encodes 315 amino acids. Gene Ontology annotation, biological process: catecholamine metabolic process; amino acid metabolic process; serotonin biosynthetic process. The transcript has 8 exons. Lineage: Eukaryota; Metazoa; Chordata; Mammalia; Sirenia; Trichechidae. Gene Ontology annotation, molecular function: pyridoxal phosphate binding; aromatic-L-amino-acid decarboxylase activity.
AUGAAUGCAAGUGAGUUCCGCAAAAGAGGCAAAGAGAUGGUGGACUAUGUGGCCGACUACAUAGAAGGCAUCGAGAAACGCCAGGUCUACCCGGAUGUGGAGCCCGGCUACCUGCGCCCCCUGCUCCCCGCCACUGCCCCCCAGGAGCCAGAAAGCUUUCAGGACAUCAUGACUGAUGUUGAGAAGAUCAUCAUGCCAGGGGUGACCCACUGGCACAGCCCUCAUUUCUUCGCCUACUUCCCCACGGCCAGCUCGUACCCGGCCAUGCUCGCGGACAUGCUGUGCGGGGCCAUCGGCUGCAUCGGCUUUUCCUGGGCUGCAAGCCCAGCAUGCACAGAGCUGGAGACCGUGAUGAUGGACUGGCUUGGAAAGAUGCUGGAGCUGCCAGAGACUUUCUUAGCUGGCAGCAACGGGGAAGGGGGUGGCGUGAUCCAGGGAAGUGCCAGUGAAGCCACCCUGGUGGCCCUCCUGGCUGCUCGGACCAAAGUGAUGCGACAUCUACAGGCAGCAUCCCCAGAGCUGACCCAAGCCGCCAUUAUGGAAAAGCUGGUGGCCUACUCAUCUGAUCAGGCACACUCCUCAGUGGAAAGAGCAGGACUGAUCGGUGGAGUGAAGUUAAAAGCGAUCCCUUCUGACGACAAGUUCGCCAUGCGGGCUUCUGCCCUACAGGAGGCCUUGGAGAGAGACAAGGCUGCUGGCCUGAUUCCCUUCUUUGUGGUUGCUACACUGGGGACCACAUCUUGCUGCUCAUUUGAUAAUCUAUUAGAAGUGGGUCCUAUCUGUAACCGGGAAAACAUGUGGUUGCACAUUGAUGCUGCCUAUGCAGGCAGUGCUUUCAUCUGCCCUGAAUUCCGGCACCUUCUGAAUGGCGUAGAGUUUGCAGAUUCAUUUAACUUUAAUCCCCACAAAUGGCUGUUGGUGAAUUUUGAUUGUUCUGCCAUGUGGUAA